Molecule: messenger RNA, 1096 nt
Organism: Achroia grisella
Lineage: Eukaryota; Metazoa; Arthropoda; Insecta; Lepidoptera; Pyralidae
Exons: 9
Coding region: 62-1096 (344 amino acids)
Source: RefSeq, a predicted model, not a curated record
GUGCAAUAAAUUUAAUCGCAUUAUUUUUAUAUUUUAGAUUAUAUUUGCACAAUCUGACGUAAUGAUAGAUGAUGAAGAAUUUGGUGCAACAGAACCUUCUGAAGAAGAGUGGCAUAUGGAUUUUAUGCCAACCGGCUACCUUCCAGACAGUGUUUAUAGAGAGCUGGCCUGGUAUGGUAUACUGCAGAUUCAACCUCUACACCAUAGCUCUAAACACAAAGUAGCAGCACAAUUAAUAUGGCAGCACACUCUUGGUCGUCCUCACGUUAUAAUGGAAAACCCACCACAGUCAACUCAAUCUCCGGGUAAAGUAAGUAGACAGAUUUUAGCUGAAGAAGCCGCUAAAUGGUCAAGGGAACAGCGUGCAGCUCAAGAAGUUCUUAUGGAGAACAUUAAAAGUGGCGGCAAUGGUUUAACAGUGAGAACCGUCAUUAGUUCACGAAAGAAAACUAUUUAUAUAAUACAGAACGGUAACUAUUUCACAUGUCCAGAGAAUUCUGAACCUGAUCUAAAUGCUUAUAGGGUGCAAGCGAAUAUGCAUGAAAGAAAAUGUACUUUUGGCAAACAAUCAAUACCAGUCCCAGUAGAUCCUUGCAUUGAAGCUGAAAUGGCACCUAUUGAGUAUUCAUUUCAUGAAGGCUGGAUGUUCUGUCUCGGUAACGGUGAUAGAGAAAAUAAUUAUUUUCAGAACGGUACGUUGGAUUGCGGAAAUAAAAUUAAGAUUUCUGUAGAUGAUUUUUUGAGUGACUGCGCGAUUGACAACAAUAUCGUGAUUUCAUUUGAAUACUUUGGUGAUGAACCUCGAAAAGACAUGAUGCAUAAUGCUACACUUUGCACAUCUUGGGAUCCUUGUUAUUUAUCGUAUCUAUAUCGUCUUGAGCCACCACCAGUGGAAAUGACUCCUGCCUUCCCAACUUCUACGCAGGAUCCAUGUGAAACAACAGUUUGUGCCGAGUGUCUGGAAGGAAACACUGAGGAUGUUGGAGUUCAAAUAGAUAAUGAUAAUGAUCGGAAAAAUGUCGUAAAUAAACAAACGGAAAUUGAUACCGAUGAACAAUUAAGACUAGUUAAAUUUAAUUAUGUACAUUUUUGGUAA